CUACGGACCCAGCGGCGCGAGGACAUGGAGCGACUCUGCCGCCGGCCGGGCCGCACAUGGUGGCGGCUUCUGAGCUGGUAGGAUGUCGCUGAAGACACCGACGCCCGGCGGCGUGGGUGAGCGUGAGACAUGGGGCAAGAAGGUGGACUUCCUGCUCUCCGUUAUCGGAUUCGCUGUAGAUCUGGCCAACGUGUGGCGCUUCCCAUAUCUCUGCUACAAGAACGGGGGAGGUGCAUUCUUGGUACCAUAUUGCAUCAUGUUGGUGGUUGGCGGGAUUCCGUUGUUCUACAUGGAGUUGGCGCUGGGUCAGUUCCAUCGGAAGGGUGCCAUCACUUGCUGGGGCCGACUGGUACCACUUUUUAAAGGCAUAGGAUACGCGGUGGUCUUGAUAGCAUUCUACGUGGACUUCUACUACAACGUCAUCAUCGCGUGGGCGCUGCGGUUCUUCUUCGCCUCGUUCACCACCAUGCUGCCGUGGACCAACUGCAACAAUGAGUGGAACACGCCAUCGUGCCAACCGUUCGAAGCAAACUGGACGGCGAAGGAUAACAAGACGAAUACAUUGAAUAACCCUCAAGCUACUCCAUAUACAUCAGCUGCUUCCGAAUAUUUCAACCGGGCGAUUCUGGAGCUGCAGGGUAGCGAGGGUCUUCACGACUUGGGCGCCAUUAAAUGGGACAUGGCACUGUGCUUGCUGGCAGUCUACAUCAUCUGCUACUUCUCGCUUUGGAAGGGGAUCAGCACCUCCGGCAAGGUCGUGUGGUUCACGGCACUUUUUCCAUACGCUGUUCUACUGAUACUGCUGGUUCGUGGGAUUACUCUACCUGGCUCUGCUACCGGCAUUGAAUAUUAUCUCAGUCCAAACUUUGAAGCUAUUACUCAACCUCAGGUGUGGGUGGAUGCGGCUACACAAGUGUUUUUCUCUUUGGGUCCUGGUUUUGGAGUCCUGCUAGCUUACGCUUCGUACAAUAAGUACCACAACAAUGUGUACAAGGACGCCAUUCUCACCAGCGUGAUAAACUCGUGCACAUCAUUCGUUGCCGGUUUCGUGAUCUUCAGUGUGCUGGGCUACAUGGCGCACGCGUCUGGUAAGGAAGUGAAGGAUGUGGCAACGGAAGGUCCAGGGCUGGUGUUUGUCGUGUACCCAGCAGCUAUUGCAACGAUGCCCGGCUCCACGUUUUGGGCGCUGAUUUUCUUCAUGAUGCUGCUUACUCUGGGAUUGGAUAGCUCGUUCGGUGGUUCGGAGGCAAUAAUAACAGCACUCAGCGACGAGUAUCCCCCAAUUGGACGUCAUCGAGAAAUAUUUGUCGCGUGCCUGUUUACUCUGUACUUCAUCGUAGGAUUAACUUCGUGCACCAAAGGAGGAUUCUACUUCUUCCAACUCCUGGACAGAUACGCUGCUGGUUACUCAAUACUUGUCGCCGUGUUCUUCGAGGCUAUCGCCGUUUCUUGGAUCUAUGGUACAGAAAGGUUCUGCGAAGAUAUUCGUGAUAUGAUUGGCUUCAAACCUGGACUAUAUUGGAGGAUCUGUUGGCGUUUCGUGGCGCCCGCUUUCUUACUCUUCAUCAUAGCAUACGGCCUCCUCGACUAUGAACCUCUACAGUAUGAAGGCUACGUAUAUCCUGAUUGGGCUAAUGUUCUGGGCUGGGCUAUAGCUGGCUCUAGUGUUAUCUGCAUACCAACUGUGGCCAUUUAUAAAAUCUUGACAACCAAGGGUACAUUUUUUGAGCGGCUCCACAUCCUCACAACUCCUUACGCAGACUCUGAACACAGUGCAGUGAACGGUAUGAUCGUAUCGGAGAGCGGCGGUGUCAGGCUCACGUCGGCUGUGACGACCCCUGUGACGCCGCCGCCGACAACCUCGCCGCCUUCGAACUCGCCGACUCAGCCCGCGCUCGUCUGAACGCAGCUAUCCUUCGACGUCUACUAUGUUUAGAAAUUAUUUAAUUAAAUAUAAGUUUAGUCAUUAUCAAUAGGUCCUCAAAUUUCAGCAAAAAUAUAUUUUUUGGGAUAUACUAUUGAGUUUAAUUAGGUACAAUUUUUUUCUAAAAAUCAAAUGGAGACAAAAUAGAAGGAAAAUUUUAAAAAGAAGGAAGAAGGUUGCGCUUCUGUAGUUCUUAGUUAUAUAUACCUAGUGCACUUUUUUCGUUUUAAUAUUCCUGUAUUUUAAUAUCAUGCCGUAUUUUGAUACAUCUCACCAAACUAUGGACUCAAUCGCACGGGGCCCAUCGUAAUGUGUGAAAUGUAUCAACGUAGAUUUUUAUGUGUUGUUACUGUUAAAAUAUUAAGUUUACAUUAUAAAUUAUAAGUAUUUACUAUUUAUUAAGAUACUCAAAUGCUUUAUAAGAAAUAUACUUAUUAAUUUAACUUAGUAAAUCAAGUUAUAUUUUGUAUUGCGAGUUAAUUUGGGGCUUCCAGUAACCUUUAUAUCUUUUUACCCACCUACUCAUGUAUAGAUAAAGGAAAAUAAUAUUAGGUUAGGAUAGUAAGAAGGCAGCGAGCUGCUGCUAUUUGAAGAAAUAGUUUUCAUAAUAUAUUAAUUGGGUAUGGAUCAGGUAUCUACCAGUUAGUUGUAAAUUAUAAUCUUAUAAGAACUAGUAGGGGCUACUAAGUGUGGAGGCGACGAAGACAAGCAUUUCAUAACUAAUCAUAACAUAAAUAAGAACUACAUGACACGUUCUUAUUUGAUUACAAUAAUAAUGUAUACCGCUUAUUAUGUAAGAAUUAUAUUAUCUUGAUUAUAUAAAAUAUGCUUUAGUGAUAUUGUAAUAUAAAAAGAAACCUGUAAUUGAAAAUUAUAAAAUAGGUACGUAAUCCUUUACAAUUCAGCUGAAAGGAUUUUUAUAAUUCUUCUUUAGAUUAUAUAUACAUAAUAUGUACUCAAUAUCUCUUUAACUACGGAUGUAGGAUAGUAUAAGUGUAAGUAAAAUACAUUCAGUAAAACGUCAUUAAAAUAGAUUAGUAUAUUUAUCUACGUACUGAAGCAAAAGGUUGAUGCUGGAACAAAUAGAAUAGUGAUAUAAUAAACCCACUGUAUGAUUUACCCAAUACCCAACUCCCCAAAUUUCAAAUUUAAAAUAUCGUUUUGCUUUAUAGUCUAAUAUUUUUUCAAGUUUAACAAAUAUCGAUUCACGAUCCUAUCAUUGAGUUUCAGUUCCAAAUUGAAAAGUGGUUUUAGAAAACUUUCUUUAAUGAUAAUAAAAUAGUUUCCUUGCAAGAAAUUGAAAAUUAUAUUAAUUAGUUAUUAUGGUUAUCCAUCCAACCUAAUGGAUGAAUUAUACGAAAAUCUACUUAUUAAGUAUCUAUACUGUCAUUGUUGUUUUUAAAAUAAUUGAUUCAACAGUUAUAAUUUUAAUAAGAAUUAUUUAGGUAGAUAUCUACUAUCGCAAUAAAAAAUAUUGCUUCUAAAAAUAUUAUCUUUUGAAUGUCUUACAUAGAAACCUAGGUACUUAUAAUGUUCUUUGCAGGAGUUCAGUCUAUCUGCAACUAGCUAGAAUAAAGCGUAGAAUUAAAAUUACCCUAGAAUAACAUUUUAGUCAUAAUUACAAUGUAUUUUAGUGAUUUCUUUCAUCCGCAAAUGAUUGAGUGAAUUUAGAAUUUUAUGCUGAAAUUUCGAUUAUUCUCUAGCUAGACUGCUUAAUUUUGAGUAGAGUUGGGUGAAAUUGGUUAUGUUUUGUUCAUCGGUGAUGCAAAUUUACGGAAAUACGAAAUGAAAAGCAACAGAAUUGUGGCAGGAGUUGCGAGUAGAGAGACGCUAAUAUUUUUUUUUACUGGUGUUAACAAAAAAGUAUUUUGUGCUAAAUGCCAGAUUACAUAAAUAUUA
This is a messenger RNA of Leptidea sinapis, 3823 nucleotides long. It is a transcript of the gene DAT, whose product is annotated as sodium-dependent dopamine transporter. Gene Ontology annotation, molecular function: dopamine:sodium symporter activity. Gene Ontology annotation, biological process: sodium ion transmembrane transport; dopamine uptake involved in synaptic transmission. Lineage: Eukaryota; Metazoa; Arthropoda; Insecta; Lepidoptera; Pieridae. The transcript has 12 exons. Bases 83 to 1903 code for a protein of 606 amino acids. The record is from RefSeq and is a predicted model, not a curated record. Gene Ontology annotation, cellular component: neuron projection; presynaptic membrane; neuronal cell body membrane.